AUGCCGUGCGAUGACUCCUCGGUUGCUGAGGAGUCUGCAGAUGCGAAUGCCUUGAAGGAGCCGCAGUCAGAGGAAGCACCUGCUGUGCGAAUACCGGAGAAGGCAGAGACAGAGCGCCAAGAGGAGAAAACCCAGGUGCCGGAGGGCCCCUCCCUGCCUGGUGGCGAAAAAGAGGAUGGCCAGAAAAACGAGAAGGGCGGCGAAGCUGCAGAAGCUGAUGUGAAGGACCCCGCAGAAGAGAAAGUCACAGAAGAGGUGCGUCCCGUGCCUGCGGAUGCCGGCUCGACUGGAGCCGCCGAGCCGGAUGGCUCUGGAGACGCUGAGCCUCAGAAGGCCGUCGAGGAGGAGCAUCAGGUCUCAAAGCCAAAAGACGAAGAGAGUGAAGCGAUGCCGAAAGCCAUGGAAGCUCCUCCUUUGCCCGCGGACGAUGUGAAACAAGACGGCGAGAAAGAGGUUGCCCAGAGCCAAGACAUAGCGCAGAAAGACGAAGAGCAGAAGACCCAAGAGAAGGAUCUGCCUUUGGAAGCAGCGUCGGGCAGUCAAGAUGUGGCUCCGGAUGCAGCUCCGAAUGCAGCUCCGGUUUCGGGCGAGGCGGAGGCAAGCCCGAAGCCAGCCGAAGCCGAGGAGGGCACGGAAGCCAAGGCCGAGCCGGCUGAAAGCCCAAGCCCGGGCACUGCCCCCAAAACGCCGGUGGCCUUGGCCAGCCCGGGCAAGGAGGCUUCGGAGGCCCCGGAGGCCGAGGCCGAGGCCGAGGCGUCGGCCUACAGCCCCGAGGAUGGCCCUGUCGACCAAGACAAGGCCAAAGAAGAACAACUGCGAAAGCUUGCUGAACUGGAAGCUGCGUUGGCUCCUUUCGCGACCAUAGAGCCCAAAGCUUCUGACAUCCCCCAGGAGACCAAAGGAAACAACACCGAAGCCAGCACAAGCCAGAGGCUGGAUGUAAAGGAGGAAGUCAAAGCUGGCUCAAAGGCAUCGGGCGAAGAGGCGGAGGCGGACGCGCGAAAGGACCCAAGCAGCUUGUUUCCCAACGUUGCCCUCGACGAGAAGGGCACGGAAGCCAGAAAGAAGGCAGCGAAAUCAGCUCGAGAGAGAGAGGAGAAGGAGAAGGCGGAGAAGGGUAAGAUGGAGAAAGAGAAGAAGUUGAGAGGCUGGUCCCAGGGCCGUAGCCGGAGCCGGAGAGCUCGACGCUCCUCGCCCAGCCCCAAGAAGAAGGGCAGGGAAAGGGACCGGUCCCACGAACGGAAGCGAUCGCCGAAGCGCUCGCCCAAGCGGUCCAAGCAGUCGCCCAGGAGAUCGGCGAAACGGUCUCCGAAGCGGUCGCCCAGAAGAUCUCCCAAGAGGUCCCCGCCCCGAAGAUCGCCGAAGCGGUCGCCGAAGCGGUCGCCGAAGCGAUCGCCGGCGAAGCGACCCACCAAGCGCUCCCGAUCGCGCAGCCGCCGCAGCCGGCGUGGUCGCUCCGCAGAAAGGCGAAUGCCCUCGGCGAAGCGUCGGCGAAACGCCGCGGCCAAGGCCAAGGCUUCGUCUUCUGCAAGCCGAGAUGCCAGGCGGCGAAAGGAGAAGGAGAAGCCUCAGCUUGCUGUGAAGAGUAAGGUGAAACGGCCCAAAAGCUCCAGCUCCACCUCCACCAAACUCAGCCGCCGGAAGGCGCCAAAAGCACGCGCCAGACCCAAGAGCUCCAGCUCAUCGCCUGCGAAGGCUCCCGCCAAGACAGCAAAGACUUCAGGCAAGGCUCCGGCAACAGCAACAGCCCCUACGGCCCCUCCCAAGUCCAAGCCGCCGGUGGUUGCGCAGGGCGAUGAGAGCCGAAGAUCACCGAAGAAGCAGACUCAGACAGCCAAAGCAGAUCAAAAGAAGCCCGCGGUGACGAAGAAGCCUCCGCCUUCCUCAUCAAGCUCACCAUCGCCGGCACGGCCCAAACCGAAGGCGACCAAUGCCAUUCCGGUGAAGAAGACCAUAGCAAAGAAAGCGGUGACCAAGAAGUCUGAGUCCUCAUCGGCUUCCUCCACAUCCCCAGCUGGACCGCCCACGAAGGCCAGCAAGCCAGCCAAGACGGAUGCCAGCGCCAAGGCCAAGCAAGACAAAGACAAAGACAAGCCUAAAGUCAAAUCCAAUGCCGCUCGAGCAGCCCCAAAGGCCAAAUCAGCUGCAAGCACAAAGCCUCCCAAGCCAAAAGGCGCGGAGCCAAAGUCCACCCCAUCCACUCCUCAGGCAAAGCCCUCAGCAGCAAAAUCCUCCGCUCCGGCCCCUCCCCCGGUGAAAGCUGGCACGCCGAAAUCCGCCAAGGACAAGGCCGAGAAGCCGAAGCUCUCCCAGAGUUCCGAGAAGCCAGGCGGGCCCGCCGGGCCAGAGAAAGUGAAGCGGAAGAAGAAGAAGGCGCCAAAGGCCACAGCCGGCACCACAGCCGGCGGCACAGCCAGCGCAGCCGCGGCCGGCGGCCCCAAGGGCCCCAAGGGUGCGGCGAGAGCGGCCAAAGCCAAGGCCAUCUCAUCCCCUCAACUCGUCUCCGUGACCCGUAAGCCGGCAGACAAGGACAAGGACAAGGAUCCCAGCAGCGACAGUGACGUGGAGAUCGUGGCCGCGGACAUCAACUGGUCCUCGCGGCAGCCGGCCGCCGCGGGGCGAAACGGCGGGCCCAAGAGGCGGGCACCGGAGGAGGUCUUGGCCGCGGCGCUCAUGGACGUGUUGGUUCCGAAGCCGACGGGUCCGGAUGCCGCGGAUUUGUCCCCGGCCGAGGCCGCUCUUCUCCGAAGGCAGCAGAUGCGGCGGCGUCUCUCCGAACCAUCCGACUGGGCACAGCCCGUUGAUGUCACGGCCCCAGCACCUCCGGAGACCGACGAGGAGCUGAAGAAGGAGAAGGGCAGAGAUGUGCUUGAGAAGCUGAAGAUGACGCAGAAGCAGCUCCUGCAGCUUCAGCUUGGAAUGAAGCAGCAGCAGCUGGAAAAGCUGAAGGCUCGGAUGCGCGGCAAGCGAUCCAGAAACACAUUUUUCCCUGCGCGGCAACGACGCCUGCCAGCUCAGCUAGCUCAGCCAGCUACUUCCGCCGGAGCGAGCCCAGAGCCUUCGAAGCCGCCGCCAAUUCUCGCAGAUGCAUCGGCGUCGGCUGCAUCGCCCCCCAGUCCCAAAGAGCGCUCCGAGAAGCGUCCCCCGACUCCAUCGCCAGGCGCGCCUGAAUCUAUCCAGGCCUCACAAGCCCCAAAGCCCGCAGAGCGCAGCCAGGUGAUCCCAAAGCGCGCGGAGCCCACGGCUCCUGCAAAGCGCGUGGCAACCCCAGCUCCCACGGCUCCCACGGCCCCGGCGGCUCCUGCGCUCCCCGUGCCCGCCACUGUAGCCCCCGCUGUGCAUCCUGCGCUCCGACCCGCAGCAUUAAAGAAGAGCCUCGCCGAUGCCUACUUUGAGAAGAAAGCUCAGGUCGAGAGGCAGAAGGCUUUGCUUCAGGAGGCUUUGGCCAAGCGUAAAGAGCUGGCCGGCAAGGCAGUCAAGAGCUCCGGCGAUGGGGCAACGCCAGCCUAG
Symbiodinium sp. CCMP2592 is the source of this 3510-nucleotide messenger RNA. Lineage: Eukaryota; Dinophyceae; Suessiales; Symbiodiniaceae. The record is from the annotation of a GenBank genome assembly.